This is a messenger RNA of Ostrinia furnacalis (Asian corn borer), 2377 nucleotides long. RefSeq lists its product as uncharacterized. The coding region runs from base 384 to 2243 and encodes 619 amino acids. NCBI's taxonomy places the organism in Eukaryota, Metazoa, Arthropoda, Insecta, Lepidoptera, Crambidae. The record is from RefSeq and is a predicted model, not a curated record. The transcript is spliced from 15 exons.
UAUUAUUUAUCCGAGAUUUAUUUUGGGAUAAAAUCAUAAAAGAUUCUAUUGUUGGAUUGUGUUGUGAACUUGUGAAUGUCUUUGCCUCAUUCAAAUCGAAAGGCAUAAAAAAAGUUUGUAACUAACUAAAAAAAAAAUGCAGCGAACAGAAAAAAAAAGGCUUUUUGUGAUGUGAUUUGAGUUUACCAAGUUAAAAUUAAUUUUAGCUUAGAUAAUUAAAAUAUUUAAUAUGUGUAAUCAUUAUCUGUUUACAAAAUUGCGAUGAUUGGUACUGUUCAAUCAAGAUAAAUAAAUUGUGACCUUGAAAAAAGCAGCUGUCAACCUAACCAAGACUACUUCACAAAAGAUGUAAUAAACACAAAACUUGUUGAUAAUUUACCAUCAUGAGAAACGUGGAUUCUCAUCUCCUGGAUGGGAAAAUGGACGAGACUGUAACUCACUACAUAACAUCGCACCAGACAGGCGAGUCGGUGCACGUGGACAGCAAUGGCUUACCGCUCAAUGUCCAGGAGGACGAAGGGGGUCGUGUCGUCACCGUCAUGCACCCGCAGAGCUACUCACACUCUCAUUUGUGCCGGGGGGUGUCAGUGGGCGAGCCGGUGGGCGAGGGCCAGUGGGGCGAGGAGCUACUGGACACGGACACGCGGCUUGCGGCGUUCGUGGCGCACUUGCACCACCCACACGCGCCGCACCACAAGCACGCCUCCGUACAACCCGGUAGAGAUGUGGACACGUCGGUUAUAUUGGAUACUCCAAUGAGGCUGUUCAAUGGACAGAGCUUGGAGCAGCAAGAAGGGUUAGUAGUAGAAGUGCCCGCCCUGCCGCCUUUGCCACCACUGCAGGAGAUGAAGAUGCGCAACCAGGAAGCCGACUGGUUCAACAAUAAGACCAAAACUAUACUUAAGGAUGAUACGCCAAUGCUCACAGACUCGGACGGCCCAGUGCUAGAACUAGGUGCGAGUGCAUCUCCCGCUCAAAAUAAGCAAAACAAAAAGAGUUUGCCGCACAAAAAGAGGAUCUCUAGGAAAUUGAAACGAAAUAACGGGAAUAGCACUCCACAGCAGCAGUUGGUAGUAAUAAACUGCUCAGACGAAGUGCAGCAAGAGGAGAUACUACCAGACAACUUCGUAGCUAGCGUUCAACAUCAGCAGCAUAUUACGGAAACUCACCAUAUCACACAUGAGGUGCGGCCGAUCUUCAUCUGCCAGAUCUGCGGGGAGUUCUGCGGCGAGGACCAGCUGAAGUUCUACCACCACCUCAAGCAGCAUUACGAGCCACACACCAUCAUCAUCGAGAACCCCGUGCCGGAUCUGGCUAUUGAUAAGAUGACCAACACCUGCAUUGUGGACAACGUAGCAGCAUUACCAGAUUCCAUAAUGGAGCUGUCCCAGUCACUAGAGAACACUGUCCCUAAGACGAUGUACCAACCUAUGGACAAGCACAUCCUGUACACCUCGAGUGAUAAGACGCUCAGCUACUCUAGUAAUAAGCUGCAGUAUACCAUAGCCAAUAUGGAUAAGGACCCCGCGGCGCCUGCAACAGAGGCUGAGAAGGUAGAAAUGUAUGAGCUGGAGAAACUGGAGGUGUACAGCUGUGUCAAGUGCAAUAAGUCCUUCAGGAAGCUCAAGCAGUGUGAAGCGCAUAUCAAGGAAGUGCAUAAGCUGGACGACAUGAGCGAGUUCAGCGAGCCCGAAGACCUAAUGGAAGGGAUCCACGUGGCGGUGGACGAGGCGGGCGAGCCCUACGACCACUCGCUGCUGCCACACCUCACCGUCGAGAACGGGCACGUGCACCAGGACCACAUCCGCCACUGGUACAUGCGCAACGGCAGCCCGGCCAGCCCCCCCGGGGCGGGUGGGGCGCGCUGCGGCGCGGACGGCGCCUACUGUCCCGUGUGUCCCGCGCCGCCCGCGCGCGAGCCGCCGCCUGAGCCGCACCAGCUCAAAGAGGAGGUCCUCCAAAGGAUAUUCGAGGCCGAAGUAUCAAACCCAGAGCCAUCAUUCCCGGAGAACAUUCUCCCGGACGCGCCGCCGCCGCCGCUGUCGCCGCCGCCAGCGCCGCCGCCAGACAAACUCGACGCCAAGAAGAAGCCGCAGAAGAAGUUUGAGUGCACGCAGUGUGGCCGCGUGUUCUUGCACAGAAACAGUCUGAUGUACCACCUUCUAUCGCACAGCGGCAAGCAGCAAGUAUGCCGCGAUUGCGGCAAGGGUUUCUAUACCGCCGCUGCCUUGAAGGUAAAUUAGAUCUUAGGUUAUUGUUUUAUAAGUCACAUUGCUGUCAGAAAGGUUUUUUCGCAUACUUCUCUUGCUUACUAUAGUCUGGUGCGUGAGCACGUAGAAUUUUGUCCAAUGACCCCAAGCUACCCAUCCUUAUCGCU